CUUUCAUUUAAAUGAACAAAAAUAAGGAUUUAAAACUCCAAUUUGUGUACACGACAGUGAAAAGAAGAAGCAAGCAGUAAAGAAGGGAAAAGAUGAAGUGUCCGUACUGUUCGGCGGCGCAGGGGCGUUGCGCCACAACGAGCACCGGAAAAUCCAUCACAGAGUGCACAUCAUGCGGACGCGUAGUAGAAGAGCGACAAUCCCAUCCCCACCACUUAUUCCACCUGCGCGCCCAAGAUAACCCCCUAUGUCUCGUCACAUCAGAUCUCCCUCUCCCCACACUCCAUUCUCAAAACAACAACGAACACCCCAACGACGAAGACCCAUUCGAUCCCACGGGCUUCAUCACAUCAUUCUCCACAUGGUCCUUAGAGCCCAACCCACUCUACCUUCAAUCUUCCCUCUCUUUCUCUGGUCACCUCGCCGAACUCGAACGCACUCUCGAAUCAUCUUCUACAUCUUCCUCUUCCUCUGUUGUUGUUGAUAACCUUAGGGCUUACAUGCAGAUUAUCGAUGUUGCUUCAAUACUUGGCUUAGAUUGUGAUAUUUCAGAUCACGCUUUUCAAUUGUUUAGGGAUUGUUGUUCCGCUACUUGUUUGAGAAAUCGUAGUGUUGAAGCACUUGCUACCGCUGCUCUUGUUCAGGCCAUUAGAGUGGCUCAAGAACCUAGAACACUUCAGGAAAUUUCAAUUGCAGCCAAUGUUGCCCAAAAGGAAAUCGGGAAAUACAUCAAGAUACUGGGAGAAGCCUUACAGCUAAGUCAACCUAUUAACAGCAAUUCCAUAUCAGUUCAUAUGCCAAGAUUUUGCACUCUUCUUCAGCUCAAUAAAUCUGCUCAGGAACUGGCUACUCACAUAGGAGAGGUUGUGAUCAACAAAUGCUUCUGCACUCGCAGGAAUCCAAUUAGCAUCUCAGCCGCCGCCAUAUAUUUGGCUUGCCAACUAGAAGACAAACGCAAAACCCAGGCCGAAAUUUGCAAGGUAACCGGUCUUACUGAAGUCACUCUCCGUAAAGUAUACAAGGAAUUACUGGAGAAUUGGGAUGAUUUACUUCCCUCCAAUUACACUCCAGCUGUUCCUCCGGAACGGGCAUUUCCCACUACCGUAAUUGCUUCGGGACGUUCUUCAACAACUAAGACUGAUGCCAUAGAGGUUAUUUCUUUGGACUCGGAAAGGUUGGCAGAAUUUAAACCAAGCAAACCUAAUGAAGUCAUGAUCCAUCAGUCAAGGGGAAAAGACGAGGCAGAGGGUAAAAGCAAUGGCCGUGCGAGCCAUUCCACACUGAAUCAACAAUCAACUUUUUGGCCCAGCGGGACACACAAUCAUCAAAAUCAGAAUGUUUUUCAUGGAAUGGAAAUUGAUGUGUUGCAAUCCAUGGCAGAGGACACAAAUGGUACUGCUCUAUCUAGUUCUCUAAAAUCAAACCAACUUUACAGUCCUCCUGCUUCAAGUUCAAGCUCUGUUAUGAGGUCGUUUUCACAUCCUCCUUCAUCUGCUCCUCCAAAUAUUCGAUUAGCGCAAUCCGCCAAAACGACGGGUUUUCCUGAGCACUAAGAUGUGUUCCUUGUAUCAAUGCUUAGCGUAAUAAGCAAAAUGAGUAGGUUUCUUCGGGAGUAAAUUAUUGUAUAUAUGUAUUGUGUUAUUUGGUUUGUAUCUGAGGUAAUUUUUGUUGACUGCUGGAAUUAGUCGUCUACAAAAACUCAAAUAAUAAACCAUAAGUCACUUAUAGUUGACUUAACACUAAUUCGUUUCAUAUUGCGUUGUUUCUCAUCUUGAGUUUUUGUUGUCUUUUCCACAUUUGUAAUUCUGAAUGCAAGUUUGUAGAAGUGGCAGAAAUAAAACAUUUGACUUUUGGUCAGUAUGUUUAAGUGUUAAAA
Molecule: messenger RNA, 1876 nt
Organism: Cicer arietinum (chickpea)
Lineage: Eukaryota; Viridiplantae; Streptophyta; Magnoliopsida; Fabales; Fabaceae
Product: plant-specific TFIIB-related protein 1
Biological process (GO): DNA-templated transcription initiation; transcription preinitiation complex assembly
Cellular component (GO): transcription preinitiation complex; nucleus
Molecular function (GO): TBP-class protein binding
Source: RefSeq, a predicted model, not a curated record